AUGACGUACGCCUCAGAAGCAGAGGGAAACAUGGGCGUUGGCAUUGGAGGACAAGCCGUCCUGAGGCUGACAAAGAACCUCGCUCCAGGACACGUGUUGUACUUCGACCGGUACUUCACAACGCUUUCACUUCUGAAAGUGCUACUUGAAAGAGGUUUUGGUGGUACGGGCACAGUGAUGAUGAACCGUGUGCCUGGAGCACUGAAGACAAAGCUGCCCACCGACAAGAAACUGAACGAGAAAGGCUGUGGGACUCACAUUCAGGUGGUUAGUAGUGACACACCCAUGUGCUUCGUAAAGUGGAUGGACAACAAGGCUGUACACAUGGUUUCCACUGUGGACUCCGCCAGCCCAAGUGAUACCUGUCAAGAAUGGUCAAAGAAGGACAACAAACACAUUGAAGUGUCACGCCCAGCCAUCAUUGCCAGGUACAACACCAACAUGGGGGGAGUCGACCUUUCGGACCGUCUCCUUAGUUACUUCCCUCUGAGGUCUCGGACGUCGAAGUGGACUGUGCGCUUCACCUUUCACAUGGUUGACUUAGCGUUGGCCAACUCGUGGUUCCAGUACCGGGAGGAGAAGUUUGCUGGUAAUGCACCGCAGAAAGACAUCCUACAAUCUUUUGACUACAAAAUGAACGUCGGCGGGGCCCUUCUCACAGGGGACACACUACUGGGAAAGCGAAGCCCUCCUGAAGAUGCUGCUGAGCCACCAGCAAAGAAGCAAGCAGGUGCCCUUCCCCCGAUGGUAGAAAGGUGUAGGAAUGCUGGGCACAUGCCAGAGGUGGCUGAUAUCAGUGCCGGUUCUUUUGCUCGCUGCAGGAAGCCGGGUUGUAGUGCUCGCUGCAGAGUUCGCUGCGGCACUUGUGGUGUUUUCUUGUGCCUUGUCGCCGGACGAAAUUGCUUUCUUGACUUCCACUCAUAG
Messenger RNA from Ornithodoros turicata, 924 nucleotides. RefSeq names its product piggyBac transposable element-derived protein 3-like. The record is from RefSeq and is a predicted model, not a curated record. Lineage: Eukaryota; Metazoa; Arthropoda; Arachnida; Ixodida; Argasidae. The transcript has a single exon. Bases 1 to 924 code for a protein of 307 amino acids.